This is a messenger RNA of Schistosoma haematobium, 1523 nucleotides long. RefSeq names its product MAP kinase-activated protein kinase 2. The record is from RefSeq and is a predicted model, not a curated record. The coding region runs from base 803 to 1150 and encodes 115 amino acids. Gene Ontology annotation, cellular component: cytoplasm; nucleus. Lineage: Eukaryota; Metazoa; Platyhelminthes; Trematoda; Strigeidida; Schistosomatidae. Gene Ontology annotation, biological process: intracellular signal transduction; protein autophosphorylation; peptidyl-serine phosphorylation. Gene Ontology annotation, molecular function: calcium-dependent protein serine/threonine kinase activity; calcium/calmodulin-dependent protein kinase activity; mitogen-activated protein kinase binding. The transcript has 8 exons.
AGACUGCACUGUACUUGAAGGCAACUUGUUGUCCGCGAUUUUAGGUUGAGUGAUUGAUUACUGCUGUUGCUGGGAAUGUUAUCGUCUAGACCAUUUGUUCCGAAAACGUCUACUAUAACAUCAGAAUAUACGAUUACAAAUAAUGUGCUUGGCUUAGGAAUCACAGGAAAGGUGAUGCAAUGUGUUCAUAACGAGACAGGAGUCCAGUAUGCUUUAAAGAUACUUGAGGACAAUCAAAAGUCAAGAAGAGAGGCUGAAAUUCAUUGGAGAGUCUCAGACUGUCCUCAUAUCGUGAAGGUCGUAGACGUGUUUGAAAACACAAACCAGAACACUAAAAAGAAUUACCUUUUGAUAGUAAUGGAAUAUAUGAGGGGUGGUGAACUAUUUAAUAAAAUUAAAAAAUAUGAAAAUUUUACGGAAAGCGAAGCUGCAAAAAUAGUGUAUCAAAUAUCCUCUGCAAUUGCUUAUCUUCAUGAAAGAAAUAUAGCACACCGUGACCUUAAACCGGAAAAUUUGCUUUACACGUCUAACGAGAAUGGUGCCAUCCUAAAACUUACGGACUUUGGGUUUGCGAAAGAAGUCGUCACUAAAAAGUCUCUUCAAACACCAUGUUACACUCCUUAUUAUGUCCCACCAGAGAUCCUUAAUUUUGAACGAUAUGACAAGUCCUGUGACAUCUGGUCCCUAGGGAUAAUAACCUAUAUUUUGCUCUCAGGUUGUCCGCCAUUUUUUAGUCAGAAUGGCCAACCCAUAUCUCCUGGUAUGAAAUCAAAGAUUCGAGCUGGAAAGUACGACUUCCCCGAUGCACAAUGGAAGUACGUUUCAAAAAGUGGUAGCUAAAGAUCUAAUCAAAAGCCUAUUACUCACAGAGCCAGAUCGUAGACCUACAAUCAGAGAAGUGAUGAACAACCAUUGGGUGGCUCAGUAUAAUGAUGUGCCUAACACACCUCUUGGAACUAGUAUGUUUUUCACUACAAAAGCAUGGGAUCAAUUUCGAGAGAUGUUUCGUGAAAGUCUUCAGACAAAGCGUAAAGAACACUCCAAUGUCCCUACUUUGAUGACUUUAGAUGCUUCCAAAAAUCCCUUAUUAAUUAAACGUAAAAUCAAUCAAAAAUCUAAUCCUGAAAAUAAUUCUCAUAAAGUGCUAUAAUAGUCGGUAUCAUCACCAACAAAAAUUUUGUUAAUAAUAUUAUUUCGAUUAUUGUUUCUUUUCAGUUAAUCACAUAAUUGUUAACUUUUUCUUGACUUACGUGUAUUUUUGUAUUCAUACUGAUGAUAAAUUAUACUUAAUUUUGUAUACACAAUUUCUAAAACCGUAUAUGUAUAACAUUAUAUAAUAGUACUUUGUAAAGGUAAUAUUCUUCACUGCUGAGCUGCUUUGCUCAUUACUUCAAAGCAUGAAGUCAAUUCUCUCGUUGUACAAAAAUGGAACAUAUACAUAUAAAUAUGCCUUUUAGAAUGUAUUUUAUGUAUGUAAUGCCAAUAUUCAUAAUAAGUAAAUAGAUAAUGACGUUUGUUUUUAA